Molecule: messenger RNA, 1829 nt
Organism: Electrophorus electricus (electric eel)
Lineage: Eukaryota; Metazoa; Chordata; Actinopteri; Gymnotiformes; Gymnotidae
Source: RefSeq, a predicted model, not a curated record
UGUCACAACUGUGAAAAUGAGGACCGGCAACAACUGGUUUGAACUGGAUAUUGAUUUGUGGUUUGUCGUAGAUAUAUAGAGGUGACAGGUUUCUGUCUCAGAUAUUGAGGUGCCUGCCAACACAGAAGUAACUGACUGAAGUGACUGCAGACAUUAAAGGUGUACAGAGCCUACAAACACUCAUUCAAGUGUGUUUUGUAAAGAUCUGGCCAACCUGCCGUAGGAGCGAUGGAUGAACGGAGGAUUGUGCUUCUUGGGAAAACAGGUGAUGGUAAAAGCAGUGCUGGAAAUCUGAUCCUGGGUGAACAAGUAUUUGGUUCUAAAUGUUCACCCAACUCACAAACUCAAAAAUGCUACUUAAAUACAAAACCCAUUAAUGAGAAGUUAAUAACAGUCAUUGACACACCUGGGUUUUUUGACACUAGUCUCACUUCAGAGGAAUUAAACUCUGAAAUAUUACGAUGUGUUACUGAGUGUGCACCAGGCCCACAUGCAUUUGUGAUUGUGCUCAAAGUUGGAAGAUACACAAAGCACGAGAUCGAAACUGUGAAAAAAAUAACUGAAUCAUUUGGAGAGGAUGCCCUAAAAUAUGCAGUGGUGCUCUUCACCUUUGGUGAUCAACUCCCUGAGGGCCAGAUGAUUGAAGACUUUGUGAAGCAGAGUAGAGAGUUACAGGACCUUGUGAAUAAAUGUGGAGGUCGUGUUCAUGUCAUUGAUAAUAAAUACUGGAAUGAGCAACAGGAUGAGUACAGGAGCAACAGGGUUCAGGUGGAGAAGCUACUGAACACCAUAGAGGAGAUGGUGAGGGAGAAUAGAGGAGAGUGUUACACCAAUGAGAUGCUACAGCUAGUAGAUAAAGUUAUAGAUGCAGAGUGUAAGGCUUCAUGUGAGGAAGGUAAAGAGGUUCCAGAUAUUAAAAUAGUGAGAGAACAAGCAAAGCCGAGAGUUCAUAGCAACCUGUUAGCAAAGUUAGUGGGGACGGGAACAGGAGCAUUGACAGGUGCUUUCCUUGGCCUUGGGGCUGGAGUCUUAAUUUCAGCGAGCGUUCCAGCAUGCACAGCAGGUAUACUUGGAACAUCAAGUGCAGCUGGGGCAAUAGCAGGAGUGAUUAGUGGUAAUCAAGGAGCAGAUGGGGCAGAGACUGUGGAUGAGGCAAUGAAAAUGGCAUAUAAAGAAACAGUUGAAGGUGCAAUAGAAGUAAUAGAUAAAAUUAAAGAACUCUUAUCUUAAGUAUAAGAUCACCACAAUGAUCAGUAUAAAUUUAAACAGUAGAUCUUAUUUGAUUAGUGAAAUUUCAAAGACAAGAGAGCACAUGAAUGUGUGUAAAGAAUGAACAUACUGAAGCAGUUUACACAUAUAUGGUUUGUAUGUACACUUUUCGACUUUAUUGGUUGAUUUUGAACAAUAUUACAUUUACUUUAUCCAUUUAUCAUAAUGAACUGUCAAAUCUGUCAUUUUUAUACAGACUGCAGCCUGUUCAUUGUAUGAAAUCAACAGAAAUGUCCCAUAGAUGUAGGUUCUAUAGUAAAGAGAAUGUUCACUGUUCAGUUUAUGCUGAUUUAAUUUAGAUUUUUGGCUGCUGACUGCAUUUUAUUAUUAAUAUUAUUUUGAUUAAUUGAUGUCUGUACCUUUUUGUUUUUUGUUCAAGGGAAUUAAAAAUUUCACAUUCAUACUUGUUUGCUUGAUUAGCCAUACACUGGAUUUGUCAUUGAUGUGGAUUCUAUAUUAAAUGCAUUACUUUUUAUUACAAUUUGUCUCCAGAACCAUCCUGCCCAUUCCCAUUCCCCUGAUUAUGAGUUUCCUCUGCGUUUAGUUUAUCACGAUGCUUC